Molecule: messenger RNA, 2690 nt
Organism: Oryzias latipes (Japanese medaka)
Lineage: Eukaryota; Metazoa; Chordata; Actinopteri; Beloniformes; Adrianichthyidae
Biological process (GO): regulation of transcription by RNA polymerase II
Cellular component (GO): nucleus
Molecular function (GO): protein binding; DNA-binding transcription factor activity, RNA polymerase II-specific; DNA binding
Source: RefSeq, a predicted model, not a curated record
UCACAGCUAAGGUGGGGCCGUGGUUUAUCCGGGAAGACCCUCCGCCUGCAAGACGCUUUCUUUCAGUGCAUCUUCGCCUUGUUUUCGCUAUCUUUCACUGGGUAUUUUUAAAGUUGCAUUUAGUGCGUUUGCGACAUUUAAAAAAAAAAAAUUCAUUCAAGGUCGGAAAAAUGGACCCGCUGGACUUUCUGGAAUCCGCGCAACUCCAACGCUUUUUCCAGUCGCGUAAAACCGAAUUAUCCUGCCUGGAAAACCCGCAGACUUUCCUCAGCCAGCUAAGGGACUACAACAUCAUCCCGGAAGACAGAUACAAGAAAGUGAUCAAUAUGAAAAGCAAAGAUAAAACUCGAAUGGCCAUCCGUAAAAUCUUAGAGUGGCUUGAAAGGGAGAGGUCAGAGCACAUCCGUUUGUUCUGGAGGUGUGUCUUCAAGGAGAUCAUCUUAAGCCAGUACCCCAUCCUUCGACAGAUGCGCAACAGCCUCAUGGAUGGAUCUUUUCUUUUCGACGGACAAUUGCCUCCAACUGUUGAAAAAGAGGAAAAAGGGAAAAAGAAAAAUACGGAGACCAGCUCAGUGAAAAACAAGAAAAUAAGCAAGAACACAUGUGGUGAUGAAGAGCAGCCUGGUACAUCAUCCCAUAUGACUCCAUGUCAGAAGAAAUCCAAGAAAGUAGCUGUUGUUUCCCCAAAGAAGGGAGAGAAGAUCUGGACCUCACCCAACGAACUGCCUGUGACCUGCGGAAACAUGGAGGGAACACUCUUCCAAGAGAUACUACCUCAAGGAUCUUUUCAAUUCAACAAACUAUUUCCUACAACUGUUGAAAAGGAGGAAAAAGGAAAAAAGAUGAAUAAUGAGGCCAGCUCAGCGAAAAACAAGAAAAGAAGCAAGAACACAUGUGGUGAUAAAGAGCAGCCUGGUACAUCAUCCCAGAUGACUCCAUGUCAGAAGAAAUUCAAGAAAACAGCUUUUGCUUCCCCAAAUAAAGGAGAGGAGAUCUGGACCUUGCCCACCUUUAAGAACCAACUGCCUGUGCCCUGCAGAAAUAUGGAGGGAAUACUCAACCAAGACAUACUAGCUCAAGGAUCUUUUCAAUUCAACAAAUUAUUUCCUACAACUGUUAAAAAGGAGGAAAAAGGGAAAAAGAAAAAAAAGGAGGCCAGCUCGGUGAAAAACAAGAAAAUAAGCAAGAACACAUGUGGUGAUAAAGAGCAGCCUGGUACAUCAUCCCAGAUGACUCCAUGUCAGAAGAAAUCCAAGAAAACAGCUUCUGCUGUCCCAAAGAAAGAAGUUGAGAUCUGGACCUUACCCACCUUUGAGAACCAAAAGCCUGUGACCUGUGGAAACAUGGAGGGAACACUCAACCAACACAUACCAGCUCAAGGAUCUUUUCAAUUCAACAAACUAUUUCCUACAACUGUUGAAAAGGAGGAAAAAGGGAAAAAGAAGAAUAAGGAGGCCAGCUCAGUGAAAAACAAGAAAAGAAGCAAGAACACAUGUGGUGAUGAGGAGCAGCCUGGUACAUCAUCCCAGAUGACUCCAUGUCAGAAGAAAUCCAAGACAAUAGCUUUUGCUUCCCCAAAUAAAGGAGAGGAGAUCUGGACCUUGCCCACCUUUAAGAACCAACUGCCUGUGCCCUGCAGAAAUAUGGAGGGAAUACUCAAUCAAGACAUACUAGCUCAAGCUGUCCCAAAGAAAGAAGACAAGAUCUGGACCUCACCCACCUUUAAGAACCAACUGCCUGUGACCUGCGGAAACAUGGCGGGAAUACUCUUUCCAAAAAAACUAGCUCAAGGUGAAAAAUGCAUCCAAGUAAUGGAUCAAUGGUUUACUCCCCUUGAGUUUCAAGAGUUUGCAGGAAAGGAGAAGUCCAAGAACUGGAAAUUAAGCAUUAAGUAUGAGGACAUCACCCUUGGAAAGCUGAUUCAGGAGGGGCACUUGAAAUCUGGCACAUUCAAGAAAAGAAGUAAAAGGGCAAAAGUUUUGUCUCCCCACUCGUUGCUGUGCAAAUGCAGCAAAUGCAAGGUGGAGCUUAAAAACAAAGAUACCGGUAAUCAGAAAAAUUAUGACGAGUGUUACAUCUGUAAAGAUGUGGGAGAUCUGGUCAAGUGUGAUGACUGUCCCAAAUAUUUCCACCAGAAUUGUCACCUUCCUCAUAUAGAAGAAGCAAUGAUGAGUGACAACACACCGUGGAUGUGCACCUUCUGCAUUUUCGAAAUCAUACAAAACAGCCGCUACAAUCACAAGCAGAAGAGAGAAGUUGUCUUGUCCCGUCAGGUGUCUCAACACAUGGUGGAAUGCCAGUAUCUGCUCUUGUUCCUCAGAAACACAGACCCAGAGCUUAACUUGGAAAACUACAGAUGUUUUGUUGAGACUCUAACGUGGGUCGACAAAAUUGCUGACAAACUUCAGGAGAAUCAAUACAAGACUGUCGGCCAGUUUGAAUCAGACGUCCAGCUCAUCUUGGCCAACUGUGUUUUUUACAACCGGGAUAAUGCAGAAUUCCUGGAAAUUGGCAAGAGAUUGAAAGAGACAUUUGACAAAGAAUUCAAGAAAGCCUUUAACAUUGUUGACUAGAUUGUUGUGUGCUCUGCAUUUUUAACCCUUGUGCUAUCUGAGAUGACCCCACCCCUUACAUUGACGUGUUCUUCCUACCAUGACAAAGGUGGAUAAAGGUGGAGAGAUUUUGAGUAA